This is a messenger RNA of Triticum turgidum subsp. durum (durum wheat), 1578 nucleotides long. The record is from the annotation of a GenBank genome assembly. NCBI's taxonomy places the organism in Eukaryota, Viridiplantae, Streptophyta, Magnoliopsida, Poales, Poaceae.
AUGGGGAAGAAGGUGAGGUGGUUUGACGCCGUGCAGAGGAUCCUGAGCUCGUCGGAGCCUGAUCGCGAGGAGAAGGUAGGCAAGCAGAAGCCGGCCGAGAGGCCGACGAGUAAAUCGAGCUUCAAGAAGCUAUGGCAGUUCGGCAAGUCCAGCACGUCCACUUCUUCCUCCUCUGCGGCGCCGGAGACUGCCCCCGCGGCCCAUCAGCAGCCUCCUCCGCAGCCUGAUCAGCGGGAUGCUGCGGAGGCCAAAUCCGCCGGAACGACGAGCGAGCAAAACGAUGGUGGACUCCAAGUCGCGGCGCUCGCCGCACCGGUGGCGCAGCAGCAGCCGGCAGAGGCCACGGCCGUCGUCACGCCACGGUCAAAGGAGGAGCUUGCCGCCGUCAGGAUUCAGACGGCUUGCAGGGGCUACCUGGUAAGGAAGGGGUACAAGGCGAGGGCGCAGGCUCGGCUGAUGUCGCUGCUGGAGGGGGUCGCCGUGAAGCGCCAGACGGAGGACGCGCUGUACAGCAUGCAGAUGAUGACGAGGGUUCAGACGCAGAUAUACGCCAGGAGGGUCAACAAGGACAAGGCUCUCAAGAGUCAGGCCCAGCCUAAGCAAGGGCCUGACAAAACCAAGAUUGGUGAAGUCUGGGAUCACACUCACCAGUCCAAGGAGCAGAUCGAGGCCACGCUCGCGACGAAGCAGGAGGCUGCGUCGAGGCGGCAGAGGGCCCUGUCCUACGCCUUAUCUCACCAGUGGAGGAACAGGAGCCCUUCUUCUUCGUCUUCCUCGGGGCGAGGGAGAGUGACACCCACGCUGUCGCACCCUCCGACGUUCAUGGACCCCGGCUGCCCCAACUGGGGCUGGAGCUUGGCGGAGCGCUGUAUGGCGGCGUCCAGGCCGUGGGAGAGCCAGACCGCGCCGCCGGACGUCAAGGACCGCGCUGCUCCCGCGAAGAGCGUCGGCCGGGCCGCCAGCCCGAGGGUGUCCAUCUCAGUCCAGAUUCCCACCACGCCGACGGGCAGGUCCGCUCGGCCGGCCGGCCGGUCGUCGCCGUCGACCCCGACGCAGUCGCGGUACCCCUCGGCGCUGGGGAAGACGGUCGCGUCGCCCCGGCGGGCUCCGAGCCCGAGGGGUAGCCCGUUCAAAGGGUCGGGAAGCAUGCUGUCGGAGCGCCCGCGGAGCAGCCAGGAGCACCUGGGGACAAGCGGUGUCGGCGGUGGCGAAGACAAGGAGGCCUCGCUGCGACGGACGACGAGCUUGCGGUCGGGGGAGCUGCCGGGGAGGCUGAGUCCACGAGCGAGAGAGGUCGACGCAGGCGAGACGGGCGGCGCGCCGGUGACGCCCAGCUACAUGCAGGCGACCAAGUCCGUGAAGGCCAAGGCCCGGUGCGCGAGCCCCGCGGCGGCUGACAAGGCCGAGCUCCCCGAAAGGGCGACUCUGGUGUCCUCGCCGUCGAUGAAGAGGCGCCCGUCGCUGGAGUUCGCGGAGAAACAAGGGGUGUCGUCGCCGAGGACGCCAAGGACGCCGACCACGCCGAGCAAGGCGAAGGCGGAGAUCAGGACGAAGAGGCCUCCCAGCCCCAGGCUCUAG